This is a messenger RNA of Hyla sarda, 7779 nucleotides long. RefSeq names its product dedicator of cytokinesis 8 (gene DOCK8). Gene Ontology annotation, biological process: positive regulation of T cell migration; positive regulation of GTPase activity; small GTPase-mediated signal transduction. The record is from RefSeq and is a predicted model, not a curated record. Gene Ontology annotation, molecular function: guanyl-nucleotide exchange factor activity. NCBI's taxonomy places the organism in Eukaryota, Metazoa, Chordata, Amphibia, Anura, Hylidae. Gene Ontology annotation, cellular component: cell leading edge. The coding region runs from base 374 to 6448 and encodes 2024 amino acids. The transcript has 50 exons.
CUAAAUGCUUCCCCCCAGAAACACGGACUCUUUCACGGAUAGAAACCGCUGUUCAGUGUGCGAAGCCAGCAGUCCAUACAACAAUGGCUGUAGGCUGUGGUAUAGGUGAAGACUCAAGGGCACAGCCAGGAACAGGGAGCACUGCAACACCCCACUAAUGGGACCAUGCACACACCCAAUGAAGAAAAAAAAGAGCCCUACUUUAAUCAAGGCCAGCUAAAUAAGGUAUUCUUCAGCAGAAGUACGGAAAAAUGUCACACUUCAUAGCACUGGGAUUUUACAUCAACGAAGCCUCAGUACACCCACCCCAUCUUCUCUCCAGCUACCUCCAUUUUAUGACGCCGUGGAUCCUGUAGAUUUUGAAAACUACCUAAUGACCUAUAUUAACAACCACAAUCAUGAGCGCCUUCAAGAACUUGGGGAAUUUCCUGAAGAUGAUCUGGACCUGGUAUAUAAACCCAAAGACUGUAGAACACUUCAGCCUCCUCUACCUGAAGAUGGGGCUGAGCUGAAUCAACAUGUCAGAGACUGCAUUCAGAUAUAUCUACGAGACUGGUUGAUUGUGAACAGAAAGACACAAGAAAACUCAGGUACAAGUAACUUCAGUAGAAGUGGCUCUAGAAAGGACUUCCAAAAAACUCUACAAAAACAGAUAUUUGAGUCUGAUGAGUCAGAGUCCAGACAAAGUGAGCAGACUGAUGGAGGUCUUGUAAUGAAGUUAGCUGGUGAAUCUGAAAAAAAUACCAUUACUUCUUGUGAAUUUGACCUGCGGGGCUUAAAUCCAGAAAGUCGCCUAAAGAAUCUUCUCCAUCUUACAAACGUGGACAACGUAGAGAAGCAAACUGAGGAAGCUCGUAAAGCCAACAGACAUGCUGAGAUAUUUGCCCUCUGUCCACCAAUGGAUGAGGAGGAUAAUGUUGAAAUACGCCCUGUACCAGAAUGUCCAAAGGAGCAUAUGGGAUACAAGAUCAUGGUCAAGUUGCAUACGCUAAAAUUUGACAUUGAGAUUGAGCCACUGUUUGCAACUAUUGCACUUUAUGACUGUAAAGAAAGAAAAAAGAUUUCCGAAAAUUUUCAAUGUGACUUGAACUCUGAAGCAUUCAAACAAUAUCUACGGGCUCAUACACCCUGUGUGGCACCUUCAAGCCAAGCAAGAACUGCAGUGUUCUCCAUUACCUAUCCCUCCCCAGAUAUCUUCCUUGUUGUUAAGAUUGAAAAAGUACUUCAACAGGGAGAGAUUUCUGACUGUGCUGAGCCUUACAUGGUCUUAAAAGAUUCUGAUGGUGGAAAGACCAAAGAAAAAAUAGAAAAACUAAAGUCUCAAGCUGAAAACUUUUGUCAACGUUUAGGAAAAUAUCGUAUGCCAUUUGCCUGGAUACCGAUCAGCCUUCAAAGUUGUUUAAAUGUCAUGACUCUGGAAAGAGAAGCACCAGAAUCAGAAAAUGGGAAUGGUAAAACAGCAACUAGUGACAGGAGGGCCUCACUAGGGCAAGCAAGGAGAUUUUCUGAUAGAGGAUCAGUAGAUGAAGGCUCGCCGACACCAUUCAAACCAACAACAAUUACACAAACCACUUUCUUUAAGCAGGAAGGAGACAGAUUAAGUGAUGAAGAUUUAUUCAAGCAGUUAGUCGAUCAUAAAAGAUCUUUGCAGAAACGGGCAAAAUGUAUACCAGGUUUGCUGAAACUUGAGAUCUCUCCAGUAUAUGAGGGGCUGAGUGGGUGCCUUACCCCUGAGUUGCUUCCGGUAAAGCCAUUUCCUGAAGGUCGUGCCCGUCUAAGUAAGGAGAUACUUGAGUUUCCUGUAAAAGAAGUUUACGUUCCUCACACCUUCUACAGAAACAUUCUCUAUGUGUAUCCACAGAGGCUGAAUUUUGGGAAUCGACUUUUAUCUGCAAGAAAUAUCACAAUCAAAAUACAGUUUAUGUGUGGAGAAGAUGCUAAGAAUGCUUUGCCGGUUAUUUAUGGGAAGUCCAAUGGGCCAGAAUUCCUGGAAGAGGUGUGCACAGCUGUCACAUAUCACAACAAGGCCCCUGAUUUCUAUGACGAAGUUAAAAUUAAACUACCUGCAAAACUUACAGCAAAGCAUCAUCUCCUCUUUACAUUUUACCAUAUUAGCUGCCAGCAAAAACUUGGAAAUCCUGUAGAAACCGUUCUUGGAUAUUCUUGGUUGCCAAUCGUGAUGAAUGAUCGGCUUCAGACUGGGCAUUACUGCCUCCCUGUGGCGACUGAAAAAAUGCCUGCCAACUACUCCAUGCAUUCUCCAGAGAAAUUACCAGCACAGCCUACUCCUAUUAAAUGGGUUGAAGGUCACAAGGGGGUGUUCAACGUGGAAGUGCAGGCCGUGUCUUCAGUUCAUACUCAGGACAACCACUUGGAAAAAUUCUUUACUCUCUGCCAUGCACUGGAAGGCCCUGUGACUUUCCCGAUCAGGGUCUUGGAUCAAAAGAUCACAGAAAACUCCUUAGAACAUGAACUUAAACUUAGCAUAAUUCAAUUGUGUUCCUCACAACUAGAGCCCUUGGUGCUUUUCCUCCAUCUUGUUUUGGACAAACUUUUUCACCUUACUGUACAACCUAUGGUGAUUGGAGGGCAAACAGCUACCUUUUCCCAAUUUACAUUUGAAUCAGUGGUUUCCAUAGUGAGUAGCCUUCAUAACAGUAAAGACCUCAGCAAGGACCAGCAUGGAAGAAAUAGCUUAUUGGCAUCAUAUGUGUUUUACGUAUUCCGUCUUCCUGAUGUCCAGAAGGACAUGUAUAUAGCAGGUGGAAAUAUGGUCGAUAUACGUUACAAUACAGUUGGCCGCACCUCUGCUUCUACUGUAGGCUCUAAGCUGGUCCAGUCAAGGACAAUGAGCUCUAGUAAUCCAGAUAUUGCAGGGAUGCAGAGUGCAGAUGAAGAGGUCAGAAGUAUCAUGUCCUCCAAGGUUCCUGGUCGCAGCAGCAGCAACCGUAUGUCCUUUUUUAUUGAAUCUAGCAAUGACCUGCAGAACAUGGCCAUGGCCAGCACCAGGCUAUCUGGUAAAAAGCACUUUCAUGAAGAACUGGCUCUGCAAAUGGUGGUCAGCACCAACAUGGUGAGAGAAAAUGUCUUCAAAUAUGCCUGGUUCUUCUUUGAGUUAUUGGUAAAAAGCAUGGCUCAGUAUGUUCACAGUGUGGACAAGCAAGAAGUACCCAGAAGAAAUCGCUUCUCCAACCGUUUUAAAGAUGACAUAAACACCAUUGUUAAUGUGGUGACAUCUGAAAUAGGGGCGCUUCUUAGCAAACCAGCAAAGGAAGCUGAGCAUGCAGAGAAAAUGAACAUAAGCCUGGCGUUCUUCUUGUAUGAUCUACUUUCCCUGAUGGAUCGUGGCUUUGUUUUCAACCUCAUCAAGCAUUACUGCAAUCAGUUGUCCAGUAAGCUGAAUUCUCUACCAACUCUUAUCUCCAUGAGGCUAGAAUUUCUAAGGAUCCUCUGCAGUCAUGAACAUUAUCUUAACCUGAACCUCUUCUUUGUGGCAUCAUCAUCUACACCAGCUUCCCCAUGUCCUUCAAUUUCCUCUGAGAAUUCCAGUUCCUGUUCUAGCUUCCAAGAAAACAGGAUAGCAAGCAUGUUUGAAAUGUCUCAUCAGUUCCGCCAAAAACAUUUUUUAACUGGACUCCUCUUCACAGAGCUGGAUGCCGCACUGGACUCUGAAGUUGAAGGAAUCAGUAAAGUACAAAGAAAGGCCAUCAAUGCUAUACAUAGUCUUCUGAGUUCACAUGAUCUGGACCCCCGCUAUCAGAAAACAGAAAUAAAGAACAAAAUUGCUGCUCUGUAUUUACCUUUGGUCAGCACUAUUUUAGAUGCUGUUCCUCAGCUUCAUGAUUUUUCAGUUUUGGACUCAAAGACUGGAAAACCACGCAGUACAGAAGAGGAGCCAGAGACCCAAAUAAAUCCAAAUGUUGCCAUGGCAGUUGCAGGAAACCAGUUUGGUCUUAGGCCUUCUUCAGUGACUCUGUCUUCAGUGCCUCUAAGGAUGUACAACGCUCUGAGUACAGAAUCUACCCGGAAUCUGCUCACCUGCUUCCUUUGGAUCAUGAAAAACACAGAACAAGGUGUCAUCCAAAAGUGGCUGGCCUACCUCCCCACCCUGCAGCUAAACAGAAUACUUGAUUUACUCUAUAUGUGUGUCUCCUGCUUUGAAUAUAAGGGCAAACAGUCACCUGACAAAGUGAGCACAUUGGUGCUUCAGAAGUCCAGAGAUGUCAAGGCUCGCUUAGAAGAAGCUUUGUUACGUGGAGAAGGAGCCAGAGGAGAAAUGAUGAGGCGGUGGAAAACUGCUGGAAAUGACAGAUUUUCUGGACUUAAUGAAAACUUGAGGUGGAGGAAGGAGCAGACACAGUGGCGCCAAGCUAAUGAGCGACUAAAUAUGACCAAGGCAGAAAUUGAUCAAGAAGCCAUUAUGUGUGGGAACCUGGCAACCGAAGCCAACUUGAUCAUUCUGGAUGUGCUAGAAACUAUGAUACAGGUCAAUUUAUCAGUGGACUGCAAAGACAACCUUCUAGGAGGGAUCCUUAAAGUACUUGUGCACUCUCUUAGCACCAAUCAGAGCAACACCUAUUUGUGCCACUGCUUCUCUUCCAUCCGUUUGCUCAUUAUCAAGUUUGGAGACAUCCUGUUUGAAGAGGAAGUGGAGCAAUGCUCUGAUCUGUGCCAGAAGAUGUUACAUCAUUGUAGUAGUGCCCUGGAAAGCACAAGGAGCCAAGCCUGUGCAACCCUGUAUCUAAUAAUGAGAUACAGCUUCAGCAGUCUAAGUAAUUUUGCAAGAGUGAAAAUGCAGGUAACUAUGUCUUUGGCUUCACUGGUGGGGAAAUCCCAAGACUUUAAUGAAGAGUACCUGCGGAAGUCACUAAGGAGCAUACUGGCGUAUGCAGAAGAAGAUGAAGACAUGCAGUCUACCAUGUUUCCAAUGCAGGUGAAUGAACUCUUAAACAAUCUGAACAGUAUUCUGUCAGAUACAGUCAAAAUGAGAGCUUUCCAGAAAGACCCAGAGAUGUUAAUGGAUUUGAUGUACAGAAUUGCAAAGGGCUAUCAGACUUCCCCCGACCUGAGAUUGACCUGGCUACAGAAUAUGGCAGAGAAACACGUGAAGGUGAAAUGUUACACAGAAGCAGCCAUGUGUCUGGUACAUGCCGCAGCUCUUGUUGCAGAAUACUUGAGCUUGCUGGAAGACUGCAUGUAUCUGCCUGUCGGUAGUGUCAGCUUUCAAAACAUUUCCUCUAAUGUGAUAGAAGAAUCAGCAGUGUCUGAUGACAUCUUGACACCAGAUGAAGAUGGAGUGUGUUCUGGACGAUACUUCUCAGAGACAGGACUAGUUGGGCUUCUGGAACAAGCUGCAGAGCUCUUCAGUCAAGCAGGAUGCUAUGAGACUGUGAAUGAGGUCUACAAAAUUGUCAUCCCUGUACUUGAGGCUCAUCGAGACUUCCGAAAGCUCUCUUCCACCCAUGAGAAACUCAAGAAGGCAUAUGACCGAAUAAUAACCAAGGGGCAAAAGAGAAUGUUUGGCACAUACUUCCGUGUAGGAUUUUAUGGAGCAAAGUUUGGUGACCUAGAUGAACAGGAGUAUAUUUACAAAGAACCAGCGAUCACUAAACUCCCUGAGAUUUCGCACCGACUAGAGGGAUUUUACGGUAAUUGUUUUGGAGAGCAUAUGGUGGAAGUGAUUAAAGACUCAGCUCCCGUAGAUAAGUCAAAACUGGAUCCCAAUAAGGCCUACAUCCAGAUUACAUUUGUGGAGCCAUACUUUGAGGAGUAUGAAAUGAAGUACAGGAUGACUUAUUUUGAGAAGAACUACAAUCUACGCCGAUUUAUGUAUACCACCCCCUUUACUCGAGAUGGACGUCCUCGAGGAGAUCUUAGUGAACAGUACAAGAGGAAGACCAUUCUGACUACCUUGCAUGCUUUUCCUUACAUCAAGACCCGAAUAAAUGUCAUUCAGAAAGAACAGUUUAUAUUGACUCCUAUUGAAGUCGCCAUAGAGGACAUGCAGAAGAAAACACUUGAACUAGCUGUUGCCACCAGCCAGGAACCUCCAGAUGCAAAAAUGCUCCAAAUGGUGCUUCAAGGCUCUGUAGGGGCCACAGUAAACCAGGGGCCACUAGAGGUAGCUCAGGUUUUUCUGGCUGAGAUCCCUGCAGACCCUAAACUAUAUCGACAUCACAACAAGCUGAGACUGUGCUUCAAGGAAUUCAUUAUGCGGUGUGGAGAGGCAGUAGAGAAAAACAAAAGACUGAUAACUUUUGAGCAAAAGGAAUAUCAGCAAGAGCUGAAGAAGAAUUACAAUAGGUUAAAGGAGAAUCUCCGACCCAUGAUCGAGCGCAAGAUUCCUGACCUGUACAAACCAUUGGUAAAGCCUUCAAGUGAUGCAAGGGGAAUCCUCCAUAGAUCCAGCUUCAGAAAAUAUGACUCCCAGGUCUCUCAGAACAGCUGAUAAAUCUAUGUAGCGAGAGAAGACAUUGAUCAAAGAAGUUCUAGUCAAGCCAGUCACAGAAGACACAAAUCCUACCUGUGUGUUUUAGCUACUGAUAUAGCACAAAUAUACGUUUGGUCGGAGGAGACUGUAAUGCUGACGGCUGGUUUCUAUGUUCCAGUUUUUUCUUUAUGCAGACUGCAUUGUUCUGAUCACAGCAAGGCGAAAUUGCAUCACGAUAAAAAUGAAUCUAAAAGACAUGCAGAAAAUAUAUAUUUAUCAUCAUGCAAGCAAUGUAUAGAUAUCAAGGUGACCUUGUAUAACAGUCAAUGUUAUAAUGGACUUGUUCACACCUUGUGCCCAUCAAAACAGGCACAUGUUCACAAACCUCAUGAUUGGAUUACGAGUUGUACUAUAAUGGAUCUGGCACUUGCAACCCCUUUUUAUUUUUUCUUCCAGUGAUAGUUAAAAUACAUCAGCGUUGUAAGAACAUAACAAAGAAUGCAGGUAAAAAGUAUAGAAGAUAACAUGAGUGGCUGGCGCAGCUAAGACCACCACUAAUCUCUGGAUUCAUGGGGGAUGUGGUACUCUCAAUAGCCUAAAAAUGCAGAAAUCUAAGCUAAAAGCUAUAGAUAAGUGGAGGUACACUUUAACUGCCUUUAUUUGACUUGUUGAUAUUGAUAUAAUUGCCGGAAUAUGCUUAUUGAUAAAAUAGGUACUAUCAGAGCACUUAGUAUAUGCUUAGGUACUGUACCCUCAGAGUACUAUGAUGCUUGAAUUGCUUGUCAGCAUGCAGACUAGAUAAAGAUGUAUUAAAACCCCUUAGGUAAGGUAAAUCAUUAUUAUAAACCUCAUGACUGCCAGUGAAAGAAAAGAUAUGUUCCCCUUAUAUCUGCACGAUAGACUGUAGAGUUGUAAAUACAUUCAUUCAGUGCUUAUAUGGAAGGGGGUAGCAGUAGUAAAAGCUGCAUAUUUUAUUGAAGUUUCUUUUAUUUUUCAUAUACAUGGUUUUAUAGAUUCUUGUAUGGUACAAAGUGUUGCACUGCUGCAGUGUUUGUAAGGUUGGCAGGCUGAUGAUCAUCCCCAUAUCUGUAUAUAGCAGUCAUACAGUGUUAUUUGUUGUAGUUUUCCAAUGCUGUUAUUAAAUACAGAUACAGUAUAUUUUCUUGUAUUAUAAAAAUCAAGAAUUUUAUGGGAUCGGAUUUGAUGUACAUGUGAUGUGAUGUAAUGUAAAAAGACCAACAAUCGGAUGCUUUGAUUUAGCAUUUUUUUUUUUUUUUUUUAUGAUUGUGAAACCUGCCUUCCCAUAAACAUUUUUUGUGAAAAAUUAAAGCAAAGUCCUUUCUUCUGCA